Messenger RNA from Penicillium coprophilum, 1290 nucleotides. RefSeq names its product Zn(II)2Cys6 transcription factor domain-containing protein. NCBI's taxonomy places the organism in Eukaryota, Fungi, Ascomycota, Eurotiomycetes, Eurotiales, Aspergillaceae. The coding region runs from base 1 to 1290 and encodes 429 amino acids. The record is from RefSeq and is a predicted model, not a curated record. The transcript is spliced from 2 exons. Gene Ontology annotation, biological process: regulation of DNA-templated transcription. Gene Ontology annotation, molecular function: DNA-binding transcription factor activity, RNA polymerase II-specific; zinc ion binding.
AUGGACGGAAUCUCGGGUAAAACUGGGCCAUCAACCCCCACCUCAUCUCGAAUCCCCCGUACUUCGCGAACGCGAAAAAAGGCAUGCCGAAAAUGUGUAGCAGCCAAAACUGCGUGUGAUCUCAGAAAGCCGAAAUGUAAGCGAUGCAGAGAUCGCGGCACGAGUUGUGAAUACCCAGCGCUUGGUGAACCAACAAGUGAUGGCAAUGAAGAGACUCAAUAUGCUACUGUGAACACCAGCCCUUUGAGCAAUAUCUCCAAUGCUCUCUCCAUGGAUUCCACAUGGCCAGGGGGUCUGGUUAAACACACUGCGGAUAUAUCUCAUACCCUAAAUAACUCUAUCAUCACGGGUAGUGGACCAGCUCUUUCAGGAUCCACUGUUGUACUAGACUUCCAACAACUCGAUCUAGCGCCUAUGAUCGAUGCCGAGGAGAUUCGCGAUCGCUGGCUACGUCCCUACAUCUCAAGCUCGACGGGCCAAGAGCCCAAACAGUUGAAUUAUCACACCAUACAGUAUCUCACCUGUGUGUUGAAAUCAUAUCUCAGGAAUCUACUCGAUUCAAUUGCACCACCUUUCCUUCACUCAAUGCAACAGAUGGGGGCUUGCCCACCUGUCCUGGCUUCCUGCUUCACCUUGGUUCGGACGUGGUUGACUCGGAUUCCUGGAUGUGAACCUUUGAUUCUGGGGACAAUGCGAGCAGAGAUGAAGAAAAUCGAAACACAGAACGCCCUUCAAAGCGACUUCGACAACCUAUGCUCGUUCCAGGCGUAUCUCAUCUACUCCAUGACCAUACAUUUCUUUCCUGGUACAGAGACUGUCGAUGAACCCCACGCUUUCGAUAAUCAAACACAGAUAGAAAUGCAAGAAAUAGCUUUCCGAUCCGCCAAAGGAGGUCUUAUCUGUAAAGCAGAAGAAUCCCAGACCCGCCCGAACUGGGAGUCAUGGAUAGUCGCGUCUGCCAAGCGCCGUACCAUUUUUACCAUGUAUCUCUUCACCAACGUCUACAAUACCCAACUCGGGCUGCCAAACUUUGUUGCCGAAGAAUUGAGAGGGACUAUGGCACCAGAAGGCAAAAUACUCUGGGAAGCCUCAGACCGUACCGUUUGGGAAAGAGAAUACAAUCGGCACUUGUCUCGCUGGGAGGACGGGAUGCUUGAGAUAUCAGAGCUAUGGAAGUCUGCUGAAACUGGGACAGAUGCCCGGCGGGAGAGGAUCGAGCGGUGGUUGCAAUCUGCUGAUGAGUUUGGGAUGAUGUUCUUUUCUGUUUGUGCGCAUAUUCAUGGAUGCUAG